AUGGAUAGAAGGGGAAGUGAAAAUUUAGUAGUGGCCCAUUUAUCUUGUUUGAAGCAACAAGAAGAAGAUCCUGAAGAUAAAAUUAAAGAGGUAUUUUCUGAUGAGACACUUUUUGAAAUCAAGUUACCACUUCGGUAUGCUGAUUAUGUUAAUUAUUUGGCUAGUUCUACCAUUCCUGCGGAGUAUUCGAGUCAAUUGAAUAAGAAAUUUUUCAAUAACCUGAAGUACAACUUUAGGAUGAUCCAUUUCUUUAUAGACGAGGUCCUAAUCAAAUCAUUCGCCGUUAAGUAUUCUGGACUUGCUAGUCUCAUGAAUCCCAUCGGAGCUUAUUUAGGUACUUAUGUAAAUGGUGAAUUUGGGGACAUGGGCUAUGUUGCUCCAGAAUAUGUAAGAACAUUGCUGGCCACUCCAAAAGGGGACGUUUAUAGUUUUGGGGUCGUGCUUCUUGAGUUAGUGACAGGCGAGAGACCGACCAAUGUGGCUAAAGCCCCUGAAAGGUUUAAUGGUAAUAUAGCGGAUUGGAUUUUCCAGCUCGCUGGAAACUAUAAACUUCAGGAUGCAAUUGAUCAGUUCUUGGUGGGAAAAGGUUAUGAUGAUGAGCUUUCCGAGUUUCUUAAUGUUGCCUGUAGUUGUGUGCUGACAGAUCCUAAAGAGAGGCCUACCAUGUUUGAAGUGUACCAGAUUUUGAAAGCUAUUGGACAACGGUAUAAUUUCCCAACAGAAGAUGACAUCUUGCCAUCCGACCAUGGUGAUGCUGAUCAACUAGUGGAACUUAUCGUCUCUCGAGAUCCAUGGAGAUCUACGAAAAGAUGUAGUGACAAAUACGAUGAGUGA
Messenger RNA from Olea europaea var. sylvestris, 834 nucleotides. RefSeq names its product probably inactive leucine-rich repeat receptor-like protein kinase At5g48380. The coding region runs from base 1 to 834 and encodes 277 amino acids. The transcript has 2 exons. The record is from RefSeq and is a predicted model, not a curated record. Lineage: Eukaryota; Viridiplantae; Streptophyta; Magnoliopsida; Lamiales; Oleaceae. Gene Ontology annotation, molecular function: ATP binding; protein kinase activity. Gene Ontology annotation, biological process: protein phosphorylation.